CGCGCUGCGCCAGCUUUUGUUUCGAGAUUCUCGAUUGGUGUUGAGUUCGCACUGAUUACGCAACGAUCAGUGUCUAGUGGUAGUUUGUGGAUCGCGCCAGACGGACGUAAAAAUGGCAAAGAUUUUCCCGACAAAUUGCCGAAAUGUCAUUCGACAGGUUCGUGGAUUGCAUUCAUCCACGGUCCAAAAUGCUGAAGCCAGAUUAAAAACUUUCAGCAUUUACCGAUGGAAUCCCGACAAGCCUGACGAGAAACCGGAUAUGCAAGAUUACAAAGUUGACUUGAAUUCAUGUGGCCCCAUGAUAUUAGAUGCUUUGAUUAAAAUUAAAAAUGAGGUCGAUCCAACUUUGACUUUCCGCCGUUCGUGUCGGGAGGGAAUCUGUGGUUCCUGUGCAAUGAACAUCGGUGGAACGAAUACUCUUGCCUGUAUCAGCAAGAUUGACACAAACCUUAGCAAGAGAACUAAGAUCUACCCAUUGCCUCAUAUGUAUGUUGUAAAAGACUUGGUACCAGACAUGAACCACUUUUACUCUCAAUACCGUAGUAUACAACCAUGGCUCCAACGUAAAGAUGCCAAAGAAAGUGGUACUCAGCAAUACCUGCAAAGUGUUGACGAUCGUAAAAAAUUGGAUGGUCUAUACGAGUGCAUUUUAUGUGCGUGCUGCAGUACUUCUUGCCCAUCUUAUUGGUGGAAUGGAGACAAAUAUUUAGGCCCGGCAGUUUUGAUGCAGGCUUACCGGUGGAUCAUCGACUCAAGAGAUGACUUAUCCAAGGAACGUCUCGAGAAACUAAGAGAUCCAUUCUCCGUCUACCGUUGCCAUACAAUUAUGAAUUGCAGUCGAACAUGUCCUAAGGGGCUGAAUCCUGGUAAGGCGAUUGCAGAGAUAAAGAAGUUGUUGGCUGGUGUUAUAGAAAAAGGUGAACCGGGCCUCAACACUACCGCUCUGCACAAUUGAGUAUUGCUGGUAGGAAUUAGUCAGGUUCACAAAUGAUGUAAGAGUUAUUUGUGCACAGUAUUGUCGUGCAUAGACGAAUAAAUGUAUAAAUAAUGUAUACAGACAGCGUGGUAUGUAUACAUGUAUUUAUAUAUGUAUGUACAUAAAAUAUCAAAA
Molecule: messenger RNA, 1111 nt
Organism: Diprion similis
Lineage: Eukaryota; Metazoa; Arthropoda; Insecta; Hymenoptera; Diprionidae
Gene: SdhB
Product: succinate dehydrogenase [ubiquinone] iron-sulfur subunit, mitochondrial-like
Exons: 7
Coding region: 113-955 (280 amino acids)
Biological process (GO): aerobic respiration; tricarboxylic acid cycle; respiratory electron transport chain
Cellular component (GO): mitochondrial membrane
Molecular function (GO): 2 iron, 2 sulfur cluster binding; electron transfer activity
Source: RefSeq, a predicted model, not a curated record